Molecule: messenger RNA, 1296 nt
Organism: Anneissia japonica
Lineage: Eukaryota; Metazoa; Echinodermata; Crinoidea; Comatulida; Comatulidae
Product: TBC1 domain family member 7-like
Exons: 7
Coding region: 95-970 (291 amino acids)
Biological process (GO): negative regulation of TOR signaling; activation of GTPase activity
Molecular function (GO): GTPase activator activity
Source: RefSeq, a predicted model, not a curated record
UCGACACUCGAUAGAGAGAGGGAGAGGGAGAGAGACGUGUGCGAAUGGGCUUUGGGCUAGCCUAGCCUAGGCUUACGCUAAUCUUAACUUCGAAAUGACAGAAGAUAGGAACUUCCGGUCACAUUACUAUGAAAAAGUUGGAUUUCGUGGAGUUGAAGAAAAGAAGUCUCUACAGAUUCUCCUAAAAGAUGACCCACUAGAUGAUCAGAAGCUGGCUGUGUUCUGUCAGAGAUUUCCAGUUCCUGUUAUGUACCGUCAGCUUGUAUGGAAAGUCUUACUUGGAAUUCUACCGGUCCAUCAAUCAGUCCAUCAGUUUGUUUGGAACCAGAGAACUCAGCAAUGUAAUGAUCUCCAGAGGUCACUUAAGGUCAUGAAUAUCAUCAAUGAUGAAACAUCUGAGGCAGAGGUCAUCUUUAAAAUGUUUCUUCUACAAGAGGGGCUAUUACCACUUGAAGAUGAAAAUCUUCAUGAUAUUGAAGACUCCAUCAUAUCCCUCGAUGUUGCUACGGCAACGUGUGAUAUGACUGAGGAUUUCGACGAUGCUUAUUGGUUGGCUUUUAGAAUAUAUCAACUCCGAGAAAAGCAUGCCGAUCUCUUAGAAACAAUGCCGUCUUCUUUCAUUAGUUACCUUACAAAGGAAGAUCCUGUGUUGUAUGAACAUUUGGAGGCCUUAAAAUGUGUUAAGAGGUUGCCAUACCAAAAAUGGUUCCAGUCGCUUUUUUCCUCUGUGUUUCCAGUCAGCACUGUCGAAAGGAUAUGGGAUCGCUUCAUUGGUGGAUCUUGCAAGUUCCUCGUCUUUGUUGCCAUAGCUAUUUUUCUCACUUACAAAAUGCAACUGAUAAAUACCAAAAAACAACAAGAUCUUUUAAAGUUUUUAGAAAAGCUACCUUGCGACCAUUGUGAUGUAAUUCUGAUGAAGGCUUCUGAGCUUUGGGAAAAAUAUGGGUGUACUAAAGCUGAGUUGUUGUGAUGGUAGAAGAUAGAGUGGGGAUUUAACUCAUGAUUAAAAUGGUUUUGAAUCGUUGAACAUUAUAAUUGGUCCUAUCCUAUUCUAUUUUUAAUCUCGCAUUUCUAUCUAAAAUACUAGCAUCAGAAAAAAAAACAUCAAAAAUGGAAAUAUAAAUAUAGAAUUUUAGUAUCUAAAAUAUUAUGUAUUAAGUUUUUAUUGUAUAUAAUUUUGUAAAAGUUGGAGAGAUAAAAUGAAAAUUAUCAGAAAUGUUAUCUCCACUCACAAAAAUUGGAUUAAUAGAUGUCAAACCUGUUGAAGUCGAAUAAAGCUAUCCAAUUUGACUUUUA